This is a messenger RNA of Loxodonta africana (African savanna elephant), 768 nucleotides long. It is a transcript of the gene SPATA45, whose product is annotated as spermatogenesis associated 45. The transcript has a single exon. Lineage: Eukaryota; Metazoa; Chordata; Mammalia; Proboscidea; Elephantidae. The record is from RefSeq and is a predicted model, not a curated record. The coding region runs from base 332 to 625 and encodes 97 amino acids.
CUCUGCCCUAUGGGGUUGCUAUGAAUAGGAACCGACUCUACAGCAAUGGUUUGUGUGUGUGUGCAAGAUGCCCUUUUUGUGUGUGUGUCCUUCCUCCCUGCUCCAAGAAAAAACAGAAUAAAACAAAAAGGCCUCAAGAACAAUAAUAGUGAAGAUGGGCUGCAGGAUGGGCGUGGGGAGGGAUUGGUGGCAUUUCGCUGGAGAAGAAGGAGGAAAUGGUUAAGUACCUGAUCGUGAGUACUUGCUUCUGAGUCAAGCAAAAAACUGAUAGCAUUUUUUCCAUCUGCUUGCAGGGCAGCAAGAAUCACUCCCUGACUGGUUUGUUAACAUAAUGGCAUGUAUAAACAGAGCCAACGAAAUAAUUAAAAAACUCAAAGCAAGCAAACAACAGCUCCUGCAGGAGAUAAACGAGAGGCGUGAAUCCAACUGCUUGGUGGAAAGAAGCAAUCGAGUCAGCUUACUGAGAGCUCAGAAGAGGCAUUUCAAUGGUGCCUGCAGAUUGCCCGAUCAAAGCAAGACCAAAGAUUCUGUUCCAGACACUGGCAGGAGCUCCUGGGUCAAACUGAGUCUCCUUGUUCACACGGAGAAGAGGCACUUUCCACCAAAAAGUAAGGUGUUAUGGUAGGAAUCCCACCCAAUCAAUUGUUUUGUUUUUGUUUGUUAACCGUCAAAUCGGUUCCAAAUCACACUGACCCUAUGCACAACAGAAGGAAAUACUGCCCGGUCUUGCACCAUCCUCACAAUUGUUAUGCUCGAGCGCAUUACUGC